Molecule: messenger RNA, 877 nt
Organism: Desarmillaria tabescens
Lineage: Eukaryota; Fungi; Basidiomycota; Agaricomycetes; Agaricales; Physalacriaceae
Exons: 2
Coding region: 97-708 (203 amino acids)
Source: RefSeq, a predicted model, not a curated record
GUGCCGUGAACGAUCUAUCAGACGCGUUGCUCCUCGGCUCUCCAAACUCGCAAGCGACUCUUUCGACCAAAGUUAUCCCUCCGUGGUGAGGAAGAUAUGCCAUGUCAAUUGACGUUGGCGAAGGACGGUGAUAUCCUCUCCAAAAAAUGUUCCAGCACAUCGAUCGAUGCUAUAGUCCCGAAGGUUUACAGCCAGUCUGCGUUGAUCAACAUGCAUAUGAUCAGGGCGUACCCACUCACGGUCGACUCACGGCUGGCCCUUCACAACACUGAAUCUGACUGUACCCUACUCCUUGAACACGUAAUCUACUCUUUCUCCCGCUGGUGGCUACUCCCCAUCCAUGGCGACCGUGAUUCCAACUGGGACAACACCCUCUCCUUCUACACUUCUGUACAUCAUAUUUUCCUAAUUCUCGAACAUGUCUCCAUCAUUCGUCACUCGGCCGUUUCAUCGUGCAACGAGCUUUGCAGAGGAGCAUUCUCAAAGAGGGAUCGUCGAAGCUCUCGAGCAUAUGUAUUGCACCAUUCAUCAGUCCUUCAUCUCCUACCACCGCCGCAGGCCAUCAGCAUACUGCAUCCAGAGCAGUUUGGAGAAUGUACAAUGAAAUACGUGAGCUUCCGAUGGCACAUUUUGGGAUUCCCGUCGUUGGCGAACGUUCUAUCGAUCUGUGGCAACUUUGUUGACGGUCGGAGAUUUGGAUGUUCCUAACCUCCGAACAUUGAGGUAUGGCCUCUUUCGGACGUAUCCUCUCAACUCGUUUUCUGGAUCGAUUUGCGCUGAUGAGAAGACUGGACGUCCACCCGUCCCUUCCCCUGAGAUAUCGCCAGCCGGCAACAAUAUAACUCGCGAACCUGAAUGAAGAAUCUCUGUAACUGCA